AUCGGCCAUUCUCUCUUCCACUGCGACAAUUCUCAAUCACAGGCAACAUGGGUCGUCUUCACAGCAAAGGCAAAGGCAUCAGCGCCUCGGCGAUCCCCUACUCGCGCUCUGUGCCCACCUGGUUCAAAUCCACCCCGGAGACUGUGGUGGACAACAUCUGCAAACUCGCAAGGAAGGGUGCGACACCGUCACAAAUUGGUGUUGUGUUGAGGGACAGCCAUGGUGUCGCGCAAGUCAAAGUCGUUACUGGUAACAAGAUCCUGAGAAUCCUCAAGUCGAACGGUCUGGCACCAGAAAUUCCCGAAGACCUUUACUUUUUGAUCAAAAAGGCCGUCGCCGUCCGUAAACACCUCGAGCGCAACCGAAAGGACAAGGACUCGAAAUUCCGACUCAUCUUGAUCGAAUCAAGGAUUCAUCGCCUCAGCAGAUACUACAAGACCGUCGGUGUUCUGCAACCAAAUUGGAAAUACGAGAGCGCCACUGCAAGCACCAUGGUGGCAUAGGUGUAGUGUGGCAAGGACGGGGAUGCCACAAAUGGAGUGCAAACUACCGAAGAAGAAAAUCAAGAGGCCAAGUGAUGGAGUCAAAUUCUUCAGCGAGUUGCGGUUGAUUGGCGACCCCGCUGGGAACUGGGAAGCCUGGAUCGGAGUCGUUAUGAGACCUUACUCGAAACCGCCUCGGGAAUCCAAGACGAGAUACGGACACAAGAGCUUCAAGGCGAAUGCAUUCUGUAUCAGAGCUCGCCUUCAAUAGACCAAUCGAACCGAUGUCUGAUUUAGCGUAAUGGACUCGGCAUCAAAUACAUGAUUGCACACCUGAGUCAAUGGUAAAAUUGAAUAUCCUCGCUUUUUGAAGGUCCA
Cladophialophora immunda is the source of this 860-nucleotide messenger RNA. Its product is annotated as 40S ribosomal protein S13. Gene Ontology annotation, biological process: translation. The transcript has 4 exons. NCBI's taxonomy places the organism in Eukaryota, Fungi, Ascomycota, Eurotiomycetes, Chaetothyriales, Herpotrichiellaceae. Gene Ontology annotation, molecular function: structural constituent of ribosome; small ribosomal subunit rRNA binding. Gene Ontology annotation, cellular component: cytosolic small ribosomal subunit; nucleolus; ribosome. Bases 48 to 503 code for a protein of 151 amino acids. The record is from RefSeq and is a predicted model, not a curated record.